ACCGCCCCUCGGGGUGGCGCUCGCUGGUGACAUCGUGGGUGUGAUGGCCGCCGCGAGGCCGGGAAGGUGAAGAAAAAGAAAGGGCUCAGAUUUCCUCCUUCCUGUCUCCAAAGAGGGGCAGUGAGGCAGCCUCCUGUAGUUGAAAAACACUGAGUUUUGGAGUCGGAGGACUGAUACAGUAUCUCAGUUCCCCGCUUUGCCACUGUACUAGAAGUCUGUAAAUCCUCCAGGGAGGCGGGGCAGGUGGAGCCAACACCAUCUACAGCCAAUCUGUAUGUGAGACGGCACAGAGGAGAACUCAAAUUCUUUGUAUUUUUUGACUCCGCGAUGGUCAUGAUGCCCACCCUGUGAAAGCCUCUUACCACCCAAAAACUUCUCCUCUGUUCCAGUUGUGCCAACAGACGGUCCGUGGAUGCAUUUUAUUUUCCCUGCUAGGAGUUGCUGUACAUAAAACUGGCGCAAUGUCCCUGCUCUUCUCUCGAUGCAACCCCAUCGUCACGGUCAAGAAGGAUAAGAGACACAUGGCUGAGGUGAAUGCGUCCCCUCUCAAGCACUUCGUCACUGCGAAGAAGAAGAUCAAUGGCAUCUUCGAGCAGCUGGGGGCCUACAUCCAGGAGAGCGCUGCCUUCCUCGAAGACACCUACAGGAAUGCAGAGCUGGACCCUGUCACAACGGAAGAGCAGGUUCUGGAUGUCAAAGGUUACCUGUCCAAAGUGAGGGGCAUCAGCGAGGUGCUGGCCCGGCGGCACAUGAAGGUGGCCUUUUUCGGCCGGACGAGCAACGGCAAGAGUACGGUGAUCAAUGCCAUGCUAUGGGACAAGGUUCUGCCCUCUGGGAUUGGCCACACCACCAACUGCUUCCUGCGAGUGGGGGGCACCGAUGGCCACGAGGCCUUCCUGCUCACCGAGGGCUCGGAGGAGAAGAGGAGUGUCAAGACUGUGAACCAGCUGGCGCAUGCGCUGCAUCAGGACGAGCAGCUGCAUGCUGGCAGCCUGGUGAGCGUGAUGUGGCCCAACUCCAAAUGCCCGCUGCUGAAGGAUGACCUGGUGCUGAUGGACAGCCCUGGGAUUGAUGUCACCACAGAGCUGGACAGCUGGAUUGAUAAGUUCUGCCUGGACGCUGAUGUUUUUGUGCUGGUAGCCAACUCGGAGUCCACCCUGAUGCAGACGGAGAAGCAGUUCUUCCACAAGGUGAGCGAGCGGCUCUCCCGCCCAAACAUCUUCAUCCUGAACAACCGGUGGGAUGCAUCCGCGUCGGAGCCCGAGUACAUGGAGGAGGUGCGGCGGCAACACAUGGAGCGCUGCACCAGCUUCCUGGUGGAUGAGCUGGGUGUGGUGGACCGAGCCCAGGCUGGAGACCGAAUCUUCUUUGUGUCUGCCAAGGAGGUGCUCAACGCCAGGAUCCAGAAAGCCCAGGGCAUGCCAGAAGGAGGGGGCGCUCUUGCGGAGGGCUUUCAAGUGAGGAUGUUUGAGUUUCAGAAUUUCGAGAGGAGAUUUGAGGAGUGCAUCUCCCAGUCUGCAGUGAAGACCAAGUUUGAGCAGCACACCGUCCGUGCCAAGCAGAUCGCGGAGGCCGUGCGCCUCAUCAUGGACUCGCUGCACAUCGCAGCACAGGAGCAGCGGGUUUACUGCCAGGAGAUGCGUGAAGAGCGGCAAGACCGGCUGCGGUUCAUUGACAAACAGCUGGAGCUCCUGGCUCAAGACUACAAACUUCGCAUUAAGCAGAUUACGGAGGAAGUGGAGAGGCAGGUGUCCACCGCGAUGGCCGAGGAGAUCAGGCGCCUCUCAGUGCUGGUGGACGAGUACCAGAUGGAUUUCCACCCCUCUCCAGUUGUCCUUAAGGUCUAUAAGAAUGAACUGCACCGCCAUAUAGAGGAAGGGCUGGGCCGAAACAUGUCAGACCGCUGCUCCACAGCCAUCACCAGCUCCCUGCAGACCAUGCAGCAGGACAUGAUCGAUGGCCUGAAGCCCCUCCUCCCAGUGUCCGUGCGGAACCAGGUGGACGUGCUGGUCCCUCGCCAGUGCUUCUCCCUCAGCUAUGACCUCAACUGUGACAAGCUCUGUGCCGACUUUCAGGAGGACAUUGACUUCCAUUUCUCACUUGGGUGGACCAUGCUGGUGAAUAGGUUUCUAGGCCCAAAGAACAGCCGCCGGGCCCUGAUGGGCUACAAUGACCAGGUGCAGCGUCCUGUCCCACUGACACCUGCCAACCCCAGCAUGCCGCCGCUGCCACAAGGCUCGCUCACCCAGGAGGAGCUCAUGGUCUCCAUGGUUACCGGCCUGGCCUCUUUGACAUCCAGGACCUCCAUGGGCAUCCUGGUGGUUGGCGGCGUGGUAUGGAAGGCGGUGGGCUGGCGGCUCAUCGCGCUCUCCUUCGGGCUCUAUGGCCUCCUGUACGUCUAUGAGCGCCUGACCUGGACCACCAAGGCCAAGGAGAGGGCCUUCAAGCGGCAGUUUGUGGAGUACGCCAGCGAGAAGCUGCAGCUCAUCAUCAGCUACACGGGUUCCAACUGCAGCCACCAAGUCCAGCAGGAGCUGUCUGGGACCUUUGCUCACCUCUGCCAGCAAGUGGACGUCACCCGGGAGAACCUGGAGCAGGAAAUUGCCACCAUGAAUAAGAAAAUUGAGAUCCUUGAUUCCCUUCAGAGCAAAGCAAAACUGCUCAGGAAUAAGGCUGGUUGGCUGGACAGCGAGCUCAACAUGUUCACGCACCAGUACCUGCAGCCCAGCAGAUAGUGGACCGCGGGUAGGCUUGUGUGGAGGAGGGCAGUACUACCUGCCUUCGGUGACGUGUGGCCCCCAGGACCUUGGCUCCAGCCCCUGGCCACCACCUCAAGAAUGAAAGCACCUCCUGUCUCGUGCCGUUCAAGCCCUUCAGCACUAGUUUCCCCUCCCCUCGCCUGCUCCUGCAGGGAGACCUGGCUGGGCCCCUAGAGAACGGGGAUGACCCGACCCAACGGCAUGGUACUGGGAGUCACGGCCAGGCCUUUCUCGGGGUCAGUGAUUGGAAGUCGACUGUCUGUCUUGGAGAAGUCCUGUGAGUCCGCCUCACAGCUCAACUGGUGGCAGCCUUCAGGGAUACCAGGCAGACACCCCACCUUCCUCCGGCCCUGUGCACUGUCCCUCUUGCACCCCAGCACACCUGUGGCAAGGCCACUUUGGCAGGGGCCAGGUUCCCUUCCCAGAAGUUUCUGAGAAUUCCAGAAAGGCCGAGUCUAGCCCAGGCCUCAAGUGGCCGUGAAGUCCUGUGUUGGCUGUUGAGAGCUGGUCUGGCCUAGGUGGUUAAAGGAUGUAGAAGAAGGAUGGCGGAAGGUGGGGUGCUAGCCCUGCUCAGGAUGGCUGGAGAGAGUGGUUGGCAUGAACAGGGCCCCCGUUCCCUUGCCCGGUAAGGGGCACACGGGCCUGAGAGCCCCGCCCCACUGACUUGAUCACGUCCCCAUCUUGCCCAAGCCACCUUUGGUCCCCAGGCCUCCAGACUGUUUCCAGUGAUCACCGUGGCCACAGUCAUGGUGGGAAGCCUGACCCCUUCAUCCUGCUCUCCUGACCCCAGAGCCUCCAUCACACCUGGCCUCAUGUGGAUGAGAACUGCUUCCUGUUUUGGGGAUUGGUACUGGUCAGUGGGGAAAGUUCCCGUCACUGUAGUGCUAACCAGAAAAAAGCAGGGCCUGGGCAGAAUGUUCUAGAAAGAAGCCACUAUGUCCCGGCAGGAAGGCCCAGGGCAGGACUCAGCAGAGGGGAGCUGGUCCUGCCGGGUUUUAAUCCAGCUGGCACCUGUGUGGGGAAGCGAGGUGGUGCGUGGCCACACGAGGCUGUGUUCAGUGCACGCUUGUCUCUCAGACCUCCAGGCUCCCCGGCCUGGGACAGCAGUUGGCUGGGCCAGGGAUGCCACAUAGCAGUAGGACAGAUGGGGGCCACCUCACAGUGUGUCAGGAACAAUCAGUGUCACCCAAGCCCAGUGAAUUUCUGUGUUUUGGAAAAAAAGAAUAAAAGUGAAUUCUUUUC
Messenger RNA from Octodon degus (degu), 4001 nucleotides. It is a transcript of the gene Mfn2, whose product is annotated as mitofusin 2. NCBI's taxonomy places the organism in Eukaryota, Metazoa, Chordata, Mammalia, Rodentia, Octodontidae. Gene Ontology annotation, cellular component: mitochondrial outer membrane. Gene Ontology annotation, biological process: mitochondrion localization; mitochondrial fusion. Gene Ontology annotation, molecular function: GTPase activity; GTP binding. The transcript is spliced from 21 exons. The record is from RefSeq and is a predicted model, not a curated record. Bases 462 to 2735 code for a protein of 757 amino acids.